This is a messenger RNA of Lacerta agilis (Sand lizard), 1461 nucleotides long. It is a transcript of the gene CHMP1B, whose product is annotated as charged multivesicular body protein 1B. Gene Ontology annotation, biological process: late endosome to vacuole transport; endosome transport via multivesicular body sorting pathway; protein transport. The record is from RefSeq and is a predicted model, not a curated record. Gene Ontology annotation, cellular component: ESCRT III complex; multivesicular body. NCBI's taxonomy places the organism in Eukaryota, Metazoa, Chordata, Lepidosauria, Squamata, Lacertidae. Bases 146 to 745 code for a protein of 199 amino acids. The transcript has 8 exons.
GUAGGAAGUGGAUUCCCGAAAGGAGGAAGAAAAAAAACAAAAAAACCACACGGAACACAAACAAGCCGGGAUUUUAAAGAAGCAGCAGACGCCAUCGAACCGGAGCUCACUUUCCUCCCACUUUUGCCGGCCCUGAAGCGCCGCCAUGUCCAACAUGGAGAAGCAUCUUUUUAACUUGAAGUUUGCUGCCAAAGAACUUAACAGAAAUGCCAAAAAGUGUGAUAAAGAAGAAAAGGUUGAAAAAGCCAAAAUUAAAAAGGCAAUUCAGAAAGGCAAUACUGAAGUGGCAAGAAUACAUGCAGAAAAUGCAAUCCGGCAGAAGAAUCAAGCCAUCAACUUCUUGCGGAUGAGUGCCCGGGUUGAUGCUGUAGCGGCAAGAGUUCAAACAGCAGUAACAAUGGGCAAGGUAACAAAGUCAAUGGCUGGAGUAGUUAAAUCGAUGGAUGCUACAUUGAAAAGUAUGAACUUGGAAAAGAUAUCUGCCUUGAUGGACAAAUUUGAGCAGCAGUUUGAAACCUUAGAUGUUCAGACGGCACAGAUGGAAGACACAAUGAGUAAUACCACUACACUAACAACACCACAAAACCAGGUGGACCUCCUUCUGCAGGAAAUGGCAGAUGAAGCUGGCCUUGACCUGAAUAUGGAACUACCUCAGGGACAGACAGGCUCUGUUGGCACAAGUGUUGCUUCAGCAGAACAGGAUGAACUCUCACAAAGACUGGCGCGCCUUCGUGAUCAAGUGUAACAGGAAGAGUUGGAUCUGCUAUCUUCUGCAUUUGCUUCCAAAGCAUUCUGUGUGCGUAAAUCACAGCCUGACAUAAGGUCUCCAUCUCUGAUAUGUCCAGUUAGAUAUACUUAAUGGGCGCUUCUCUUUUUGUCCUACUGUGCUUUUUAAAAUGUGUUAACCCAAUGGUGAUAUGACCUUCAGUGUAUUUUCUAGUUUUAAGCAUUUUUGAAGUCAAGGGUUAUAUUUUUGCAGAUACUUUUUCCAAGACACAUAUUGAAUUUUGCCAAGUGUCACAUCGGAUUAUCAAUCUGAAAAUAGAGUAGCACCUUUUAACAUAAUAUGAUUUUAAGUUAUGCAGCAGGGUUUUAAAUUAUAAAUAACGUCUCUCUCUCCCCCCCCCCCCGGCAAAAGUGGGGAGUCCCUCAAUAUCUGCGGGGAAAUACCAGUUUGACAGAAUGGUAUAUUUGUUUGUGUGUAUGUGUACUGUUUAAACAUCCCUGGAUAGUCUUUCCAUGGUGUUGCAGAACAAGCUUACUUGUAGUAACACAACAAAAUGAUAGUUGUUAUGCUGUCCUUGUAGCUGGAAUCAUUAGCAUCAUCACUUGAGAACUGAAGGAAUAAACUAUAUUUUUAAACACUCCUGCCUAGAUUAUAUACUGUAUAUAUUACACUCUCCCAGAAAUUUCAGGAAUGCUUCUUAAAUAACUAAUUAAAAUGCUAGCUUUGAAAUGUCA